UUCUUGGCUCUGCCAUGUUGAAUUUAUGUUGAUAUAUCAUAUUUUUUGUGGUGCAGUUUUUUGUCAAUUGUAAAUAAGUUUAGUUUAAAUAUAAUGUGCAGUUGAGGAUGCUAAAAGUACAUAGUGCAAUGGAGAAUUUAGAAUUAAGCUAGGUUCGAACAUAUUUAUUUUGCUUCUUUUCAACAAAACAAAAUGCCAACACCACCUCCUCCGCCGCCCAUGGCUCCGGCUGCUCCUCCGCCCCCUACAUUUGUUCCUGCAAAGGGUGGUGGAGUGGACGACAGAAGCGCCCUACUCAAGUCAAUCAGGCAAGGAACAAAACUCAAAAAAACCCAUACAGUUGAUAAAAGCGCUCCCUUAAUAUCAGGAAAAGUCAGCAACAUAGGUAACAACAGUAAUUCUUCAAUUGGUGGUUCUGCUCCAUCUAAUAAUUCUACUCCAGCUACCUCGAAUGGCCUGCCUUUGGGUGGACUUUUUGCCGGUGGCAUGCCUAAGCUUAGGCCUACGGGAAAACUGGUUAUUCCUAUGGCCAAGGACAAUAACAAUGAGCCGGGAUCCCCAAGUUCAAAACCGGUUGCAUCAAUCAAAAAUUUCAGCAAUAUUCAAAAUGAACUGAAAAAACAGUUGGCUAGUGAUAAUAAAAAUAGGGGACCUCCGCCUCCAGCUCCGAUAAGAAACGUUAGUGUGGAGGAACCUAGAAGCAAUUUAAAUGGUGUGAGUUCGAGUACAAUGUCACUCAAAGUGAACCCAUCGAGCCUUCACAUGAACAACAGCACUUUACAUCGAAAAUCAAAAAGUAACGCCAACUUAAGUACUUUAGACGGUGUAGAUAGUGUAAAUAACGGCAUUCAGCUAAACAAGCCUGUGAUCAAUCAUGGAAAGCCAAAUUUGGCGCCAAAACCUCCAGUGUUAAACGGAAAGCCGACACCUCCCAACAAGUUAUCCAUCAAAAUAAACAAGCCAAUCAGUCGAGCACAAAGUAUGAGGUCGCCGCGAUCACCAGACCCGCAAAGUCCAAAUGAUGUUCCCGCCAAAUUUGGAACCGUUCGUCACAUGACUUCCGUAAUAGGACAAUCGUUGGCAAAUGCUUCUGGCCCACAAAAUCCAAGGCCGAGACCUCUUUUAAACGGACGCCCGUCAGUACCGCCCCCUUCUGUGCCUCCUUCAGCUCCAGCUGCGGCCCCUCCUACACCAAAAAUUCCAGUCAAACCUCCGAAUCAUGCACCACCCCCACCUCCUAGCAAUCUGCCGCAACCGCCUAGUCACGCGCCGCCACCACCUCCCCCGCCCCAUAAAACGCAACCGAUGAGGCCACCUCCUGCAGUGCCUGCUGGCAACAAUAUUACUUCAAAUCCACCACCUCCACCACCACGCCAUUCAUCCAUGAGAGACACGCAGAUGUCUCAGAAAGUGAUAGAUCUGGAAAAAAGGUUUAGGCAUAAAUUUAUGUCUCCUGACCUAUUUCCAAGACCUCCGCCUUAUAGGAAUGUAUUAAAAUUGUAUUCCAACAAGCAAGAAUCGUCUUGUUAAAGUUCAUCGGGAGUGAUGCAUGUUUCUUUCGGAGAAUGCAUGAUUUACCUUCAGUGAGCAGACUAAUGGCUUAUCUCUUAAUAUCUGAUUUUCUUGUAUUCUUUACUUUAUAUUACUUUAAGUAGCUUGGGAAAGUUUUCUAAAUAUGGUUUUCCAUGGAUUCUAAAAGCAAUCUGUAAAAACGGGAUUUACAAUUUUAGAGAGCUAAAAACAUUUGGGGAAUACAUGGGAUAUUAUUAACAAUUUUAAAGCCAGGAAUGUCUCUUUAAUAGCAUUUUUUGUGAUAAUCAAAUUUUUGAAACGGUAUAAUCGAUUGUAGGAAGACUUUUAUCAACAAAAAUUGUUUUUUAUCAACAAAAAUUGUUUUUGCCAUUGCAAAAUCCUUUAAGGUAAUAAUUUCUCUACUAACCUCCAACAAUGUGGUUUAAACCUAAAAACAUUUUAAAACAUUCUACUAUAGAAAUACUAUAAGUUUCAUUAUCAUGUCUGAAGAAACUCUCUCAUCUUUAGUAACUGAAUAAUUUGUAGUUGGUAAAGAAUACCAACUAGAAAUUCUUGGAACUAUUGUACAGUUAAAACUUCUUCCAACUAUGAAAAUUACCUAUCAGGGUAUUUUUGAAAAACAAAAAUGUUGGUUGGGAUAGUUUUCAAAACGACAACAUAUACAAGUAUAUGUAAUUAGCAAAUGAACUUUUUUAUUUGAUGUGAAAAAAAAAUCAUAUUUGAACCAAAUUGGGUCUCAUUUUUGCAGUGCAUUAUUUCUUACCUAAUCCUAUAUAUGUACGUCUAAUAACCAUUUAACUAAAACACUUAACUGGUUAACUAUUAAUUUUUCUGUAAGGAAGUUCGGGUAAUAUUUAAUUAAUUAUAAUGAUAGGUAAAACAUCCAAGUUAUAAAAACUAAUGUUUAUUUUUUAUUUAGUUUGGAACAGAAAAAACUGAGAGUUUCAAUCACAAAACGCCAAAAACAACGUUGUCAUCUUAAGUUGGAAUACUGUUCUUGCUAAACUUUAAAAACUUUACAUUGUAUUGGUAAACAAAUGUCAAUUAGAUUGUUUUUAUAAUUACCAAAUAUAGUUGUUAAUAAUAUUUCUUCCAACUUUUGGACUAUUCGGGAAAAAUCAUUUUUGCUUUUAUUAAAACCUGCUAAGCUCAAAAAUAUCAUAUUAGGAAUAACAAUUAGGGUCUAUGGCACGUAUGCACAUAUCAAGUGCCAUCCGUAAUUGUUUCAUUGCUAAUAAUUAAGGACUUCAUAUCUAGGGCAAUUAUGGAUGUUUAAGUAAGCGAGUAAAAUACAACAAAAUAAAAUUUCAUUGUAGUAUGUUCUUUUCAUGCAUAACAUGAAUUUGUUUUCAAACAGCUGAAGUAUCAUCAAUUUUUUUUUGCGCUGUUUGGGAUUUGAUGGCAUACAGAAUGAAUAUAUUGAAUUCCUUGAUGUCCCUAAAUUUUGUAGUAAUUUUUCCCAAAUACCCAAAUAUAUUGCAUUCUAUUUGACACAUAAUCCCACAGCCGCCAUUUUUUUUCUAACCAAGUCAAACUGUUUAAGAGAGCUAAAGUCUGUAUUCAUGUUGUCUAAAUAUUGUUUGCCUUCUCUUUGAUAAUUGUCCUCCUUACUGUGUAGUAUGUUAUCUUAGAUGCAUAUGUUAUGCAUUAAAAGAAAUACAUUAAGGUUAAGUGUCUUUUUAGUCUUUUAGGUUAGUAUCUAGUCAUUUGCACCUAAUUGUUGAUUUCCAUUACUUUAAACUUCAGUUUUCUUUACCUAAUUCAACUAUCUUUGCUAUCUAAUGCCUUCUGAUGCUCAAUUGGUUUAAGCGAUGUUUCCAACAAAAAUUAUUACAGCGUAGUCAAAGUAUCUAAAUAACCAUCAAUCUAUCUUUGUGUAAGAACAUAUAAAAAUCGUAAUUAAAGUAUAUUGUGUUAUGAUGUCCAAAGUUGCAAAUUGUCAUCAUUUUUGAAUUUCACCAACAAUAUUUAAUUUAGUUUAAAAUUUAAAGCAGGAAAGCAAUUAAAGAUACAUAGGACCUCAGAUACUAAUCUGGACUUCACGCCAUUUUCUGCCCAAAAAAUUCUACAUCCAAACUGAAAACUGGCGAAUUGACGAAAUGACAGUGGCCAUAUUGGUUGUCAAACACCGCUAGAUUGGAAGCGAGAUUUGAAACUACAGGUCUUAUUUGCCGACAACACUUUUUUCAUGGUGGCUUGAAAAGUUCCUGUGUUAUAAGCAUAGGCAGUGACUGUGUAUAGCUAGUAGCUGUACGAUUAGGACUAUUACUAUAUUGCUUUAAAAAAUUACAAAUAACUUGUUAAAAUUUCAGUAAAUAAAGAAGUAAAAACGGAACGAUUAAAGAAUUUAAUUUAGGUUAUGCAGCUUGAGAUUUGUGGCAGUAGGCAAUAUUAAUGUUAGAAAGAUUAUAACAUCCCUUAAACCAACGAAGCAAUAGCGAUAAAAAGGUUAUACAAACUUCAAUUAUUUGAAUAAAUGGAAACAAAUAACUAUAAGGCACAAAGUAAAAAAAACGUGACUGAUAAAUAUCUGUAAAUGGAAAAUUAAACUUCCUGUCGCUCUCUUUUCUGCACUCUUUUAACUGGAAGUUAGAUUAAUUUGCGUUAAUGUGGAAACAACCGCAGCCCAUCAAAUUAAUUAAUUUAUUGUAAAAAGGGAGAACUAUAUAACUAUAUUAUGAGUUUAUUUUUCAUUAAAAAUUUAACUUACACAUUAUUGCUGCAAAUGUGUUUGGUACUUUCUAGCCGAAGCUACAGUGGACUAAAGUAGAAGGAGAUAAAUGGUAAUAGUGGGCAUGAAAUCCUAAUUACUAAUGGGCUUUUUUAAAUAGCCGCUAGUGGCGGGACAUGUAUUCCGUUGAAGUCAUAAAAUUUUCCGUUUCUUAUGAGCAUAAAUCCACUUUUACUUUAUUUUACUUACUUUACCUGUUUUACUCUUGCUUACUUACCUUAGGUAGGUUACUUUCACUGACGGGUUGAAUAACCUAUUUUACAUCUCUGAACAAAAUUUCAAUCCGAUAUUCCCCUUUUUAUCACUCGUUUCCUUUAAAUUAAUUUAAAUUUUAUUAAACACUUAAGGAGUUUGUGUUUAUGUCAAAUCUUGUCAUAUAACUAAUAUGGCAAAAUCUCCUUCUUGUAGUCCUCUGUAGCCUUAACUUUUAACGAUAAUUUGUUGUAGUUGGCGGUAAACAACAAGCACCCCUUCCCCCCCAGUGUUUGCAAAACAGAAUAUGGAAUCCAGCGUCGACAAGCUAACGGUAAAUUUGCAAUGUUUACGUUAGUUUAGCUCAAAAUUCUUACGUUGUAAGCAUAUGGUAGUUAAAAAAUAUUAGCUGGACGCAUUUUUUGUUUGAGUACCGACAGAUUUUACUUACCCACAACUCAAUCGCUUCCAACAAUUUUUGGUCUAUUUUAUAAAAUAUAUUUCUGUAAACCAAAUGAAACAGAAACUUGACUGGUGUCUUACACUGGCAAUACUAUUAAUACCAUCGCAUUCGUUUAAAAACCAAAGGAACUAAAAUAAUCAAUUACCGGAUUUAAAAAAAAAUACAGCAUUAUUUUUUUUUAGCAGGUUGAGUGAUACUGUAAUUUUGUUUUUCUACUCCCUUCUCUAAAAUGCCCAAUCAUACGCCGAUCUAACCUGCGGAAAGUGUAAUUUUACCACGUGAGUUUUGUUUCCCACCGAUCCGAGCCACUUCGAACAUUUCCGCAUGGGUUUGGGGGCAAUCGGAUGUUUCCCACAGCGGGAAUUUUGACAUUUGUCAUUUCUGACGGUCGUACCAGUUAAUGUAUUCGUGUUGUCUUGCAAAAAUGUACUCAAAAACUAACGGUCGUAAAAAGUAUAGUAUGCAACACAUUUGGUUAGUUACCACACUUGCGUAAUAUACUAUUAUACUUCUGUUAAACGAGUGACUUAAAAUAUUUACCGAACGUGUUGCGUACUAUACUUUUUCUACGACCGUUAGUUUUUGAGUACCUUUUUGCAAAACACAGAUACAAACAAACAAACAAAUGACAAAAUUAAAGCCGUGGGAAAUAUUUCCGAAAACAUCAAACCAAACCCGUGCAGUAAUAUCCCGGAAAUAUCUGAAGUGGCUCGACUGCGUGGUAAACAAAAACUAGAUCCGUGUAUAAGUGGAAUUUUAGAGAAGGGAGUAGAAAACUUACUAUUUUUGGUUACACAUUUGAUGCUAUUAAUGAAGGGAUAGAACAUGUGACUUCUUCUAGUUAUCCUUUUAAAAAAAUCAUUGAAUUUUUAAUGGCCCACACAUCUGUUUCACUUGUGACAAAAAAAUAUCCCAAAAUUUACAUAAAACAACAAGUUUUAAUACUUUUAAUUCAUGCACAAUAUUGUGUUGCAUAUAAUGUCUUAUCGUUUUCCUAUUUCAGCAUUUUAGUAAAAUUGGUAAAUAAAAAAACAUCUAAAACAAAAUAUUUAAAUGUGUAUGCUGCUAGUGUAACAGUUGAAAUUUUAUAUUUGUGGUUUUUAACAUAAAUCAAACAUACCCGUUUAUAUUUCAUUGGGAGUAAAAAAAAAAUAAAUUAAUUAAAAAUCUACUGAAAUACAAAAUUUUGAUUCUCCUGUUAUUGGUAGACAUAAGAGUUUUUUCGGUAUAUCACACUAGUUUCUUAUUUUGUUAUUUUAGUAAAAUUGGAGAAAAGUUAUAUAAAAAACUAAAACAUAAAAAUUGCAAUGUCUUUCCUGCUAGUGGAACAAAUGAAAUUUUAGGUUCUUUUUAACAUAAAGAAAACAUAUCAGUUUAUAUUUUAUGGCAAAUAAAAAAAGAACUAAAAAUUUGUCGAAGUGCAAAAUUUUGAUGCUUCUGUUAUUGAUAGGGGUAAGAGUUUUUUUCGGUAUAUCACACUAUUGUUGAAUAAUUCGUUUUCAUUUAUUAUUAUAGAAAAUGAAAAGUUAGUCCAUUUGGCUGUGGAGUGUUGAUAAUUUUUAUUGUAAAUAUUAUAACUUGUAGUAAAGCAAUACGCUAGUAACGUAUUAUCAGUCAUUUCAUUCAGUUUAAUUUAAAUGUAAGAACGCAAGUUCCGGACGGCCUAUCACAGUUGUUAACCUGCAAGUGAACUAUGGUUUCAGUUUGGCGUUCCGUUGGGACAACAUUAAACUUUAUAUUUUUACCUAGAGUUAAUUGGAGACUUUAAUUUUAUAGUUUUACCUUUUAGUUCUAUGCUAGUACAAUCUGUAUUUUCAUUUUUUUUUAGAAUAGUAUUAUAUAUUUAUAUUGCAUUUUUCGUUAACAAUACUACUAGUCAGAUUUUAAACUUCCAUUAGCAAAGUAUCAGUGCCUAAACUGUCACUUAUAUAUAGUGUAUAUAUUUUGUAAUUUGUAAAUAUUACCUACUGUACAAAUUGUAAAAUGUUAAAUUAAAAUAAUA
Molecule: messenger RNA, 6921 nt
Organism: Cylas formicarius (sweet potato weevil)
Lineage: Eukaryota; Metazoa; Arthropoda; Insecta; Coleoptera; Brentidae
Exons: 9
Coding region: 193-1530 (445 amino acids)
Molecular function (GO): actin binding
Source: RefSeq, a predicted model, not a curated record